This is a messenger RNA of Lytechinus variegatus (green sea urchin), 4058 nucleotides long. RefSeq lists its product as uncharacterized. NCBI's taxonomy places the organism in Eukaryota, Metazoa, Echinodermata, Echinoidea, Temnopleuroida, Toxopneustidae. Bases 273 to 3434 code for a protein of 1053 amino acids. The record is from RefSeq and is a predicted model, not a curated record. Gene Ontology annotation, biological process: netrin-activated signaling pathway. Gene Ontology annotation, molecular function: netrin receptor activity. The transcript has 19 exons. Gene Ontology annotation, cellular component: membrane.
UAUCAAGUUGAUUGUGUUUGCAAACAUAGCAAACACCCGGAACGACUGAUUGGAUAGCUACUGUAUAUUAAGCAGGUCCCACUAUAUAGUUUCAUAUACGGACGGAUGCGUUGAUUGGUAUCAAUGACUCGGAAAUGACUGCCAGAUUGAUCAUGAUGAAUAUCGACAAGCGUUUACAUUUUUGAAAUUCAGUACGGAUGCUUUUUUUUUCAACGAAAAAUACUUUGCUGGCCAAAGAAGUAUUGAUUUGUAGCGCUGAAUUACUGUGAAACAUGUCUGUGAUCGAGGAAGGUUGGAUGUCCCGGUACAAGUCGGGAAAAAGAAAGAACAAAGAACAUCUGGUACACUGCAAAUUGAUAUCACAUGGCGCCAAGAAUUGUCCAGAGGUCCAUCUGUAUACAGAUAGUCUGGCGAAGGAACCAAGCGCGGUGGUCCAGGUCAGUUCAGUUGCAGCGGUGAGAGAGUCUGAUGAGGUACCCAAGAUUGUCAAGGCCAGAUACGACAACUACAUCGCUAUCAGUGAUAGUAAAGGGAAAAUUACAUAUCUCUCAACCAACACAAGAGAGGAAAAGGAAAAAUGGUGCAACCUUCUCCAGAAGUUGGUGUCCAAGACAACCACAUCCAAUCAAGAGUCUCUGCAACCCUAUCUAGAGAGAACCCAGACAGUUGCUACCUCCGAUAGACCGCCUGUAUCUCGGGCUAGGAGAGGGGCACCUGUUACCUCACCGGGCACCAUGCAAGGCAUCUUCCACGACGAACUUCACAAAGUCUUAGAUAGAACUAUGAGUGAGCCAACAGCCUCGCUUGAUGAGGAAAUAUAUGAUUGCCCCGACAGUGAGUUUCGGAAUGACUUCGAUAAAUUGACUUUAAAUGUUCGUAAAGAAGUUCGUGAAGAGCAAGAAUGGCGGAGGAAGCAGGCUCUAAGAGACACUCGUGAUAUGUACGCCUUCAUGCACAAGACCCAUCAAUUACAAGAGGAUCAUAAUGAAUCCGGCCCCUAUUCGGAAAUUCGAGAAUUUCGAAGUGAAUCCCUCAUGUCAGAUGGCAAACGUUUGCCUGCAGUCGACAGAACUUCCGAAGUACUUUAUGAAAACAGCGCUGUUUCACCGUACGUAAACUUUAAUUCAAACUCAUUGGUCCCCGAAGAUGAGGACUGGAUCUACAAUGAGCCCGAACAGGAGGAUCGUUUAUAUGAUUUUCUACCAACAGAGCAGCCGUCUCCUCACCGAAGUUCUCUGAAGUUACCAGUGACAAGUCAAGCCAUGGAGAUGGAGGCAUUGUGCAGGAAACUAAAAAAAGAGAAAGUUGCGAGAUCGACUAAGGUACUUGUCGAUAAAGCGACCCUAGUUCGUGUUUUCACCAGUCUAUCACUGAAGGAAAUCAAUGAUUGUAUUUUAGUAACGGCAGUUCCUCCAGAACUCAAGGAUUCCUUUCGGGUCGGUGACCAGUGGUUGACGGUCAAUGGUAACUACCUAAGUGGGGUGUCCUUUGUCAAAGACUGUGUCUAUACGUCACAUAAAAUCGAGAUCGAAAUCACAGUAAGAAGAAUCCCUUUUGGACAAAUAUGUGAUUUCCCAUGGACUUCAAAAAACAUGGACGACAUAGGCUUGGAACUUACAGGGAACGAGAUUCGGCUGGUAUCUUCAGAGGGGCUGGCCUAUCGCAGAGGAUCUUUACACUCUCAUGAAACUCAGUCUUUGAAUAUCGGUGGCUUGAGAUGUAAUUACAUCAUCACUGAAAUCAAUUUUGAUCCCGUUCCUCCCGGUGCAUCGACAGCUCAGGUUUGGGAUAUGAUCAAGAAAGCAGGAAGAAAGAUCAUUCUCAUUCUUCAUCCACAAGAUUUCUUCAACAGUCAGAGCAAGGGAGACUUACGAAGGACGCUUAGGUCUACGGAUGUUGAUGUUUCCUGUGCUGCCCAUGCUGCACGGUCUGGAGGUCGGUCAGUGUCUUCUUAUGAAGACUAUAUCGAAGCUGAGUUGUGCAAUGUUAAUAGCCGGGAUGCCAAAGGUCUGGAAUCCCGAUCGUCAUGGUCUUCGUCAGGGUCUUCUGAGGAGGUAUAUCUAGAACUUGACGUAGCACCUGAUGAGUUGAACAUUGAAAGUGUAAGGGUUGAAGAUGAGACCACUCUACCACCCAGUUCAAGAUUAAUGGCAGAUGGUGCAAAUCCUCCGGACAAUCUUUCUACUUCCACCAAGAAAGCUUUACCAGAUCGGCACUUUUGCGAAGGGGAAUUCGACACCAAUGGUGGAGUGAUGUCUGUUUCAUCCCAUACAAUGACCAUUCCACCUGGAGCACUGGACACGUCUGUAAAGAUCACCCUGAGCGUUCUGAGAGACGUACCCGAUGACGUCCAACUGCAGGACGGCGACACGGUCGUUACCUAUGGCUUCUGGUGUCAACCGUCCGGACUGCGAUUCGCUGCAGGAAAACCAGCGAAAUUGACCAUUCCUCACAGUGCAAACCUCAUCGAUCCUCAGAAAAUUCAAACAGUCCUCUACUCGUGGAGCCAUCAUGAAAAGGAUGGCGAUGAAUCAAUGGCGCCUGAGCGUAUCGUACAGACGGAACAGACCUGUCACGUAACACCUCACAACAUUGAGAUAAACCUGGAACAUUUUUCUGGAGGGUUUCUUGCUUUCAUAUGGAAUUGGUUGUACAUGGAUAAAAAGCUCAUAUCCAUCAUGCCCUUUCUCCCGAAAAUGAUGCCAAUUUCCAGGAGAUUGAUAAUGGAGCUGAGAAUGGUCGACAAACCACAUGGCAUUUCUUGGAAAGACUUGCAUGUUCUGGACCAGACUGCAAGGUAUCAACCAGCCAAAGAUGACGACGAUGAGAUGAUUGUCGAGGAUGAGGAUCUUAUAGUUAGUCUAACACUGGAGGAUGACCCGCCUGUAAACAAGGAUGUCAAGGCGGAGCUUCUGAAGAAAACUACCAAACAUACCGAAUAUUUUGACUUGGAUCUGAACGACAAAUUAGACGACUCGCUGGUCAUUCUCAAAUUGAAACAGAGUCAAAUAGAAAUGGACAUACAGUUCAGGUCGCAAUUCUUUGAGGCCAUUGAACGCGAUCACUCGGGAUCGGAGUGCAACAUGCCACCUCAAGUAGAGACGAUUGGCCAGUAUACAACAACGCCACCACCACCAACAACAACAACAACCGGGGAACAAAUUGAAAAUGAUGGCGGCAUUACGGAACUGUUUCUGGUAGGGUUAGCAGAUCAACUGGGAAACCAGGAUGACAUCGAAUUGGUAGCCCUCAAUCUGGGCUUCACUCACCAAAAAUGGAAGCAAUACAGCGAUAUGAACGGCAAUGAGAGAAUAACAGGAACUAGAAGAAUGCUAUUCGAUUGGAAAAAGUGCACAGCAAGAGAGCUUCAAAGAUCACGUCUCAGGGAGGCACUGGAAAAAUCAAAUAACUUAGAACUUGCUGAAACCGUUUAACAGUACAUAUCCGCAACUUGAUGGACACAAAGGUUUGGUCAUUUUAUGGUCAAAAUAGCAAUUUUUGUGAAUAUGUGUCCGAGUGACCAAACGGUCAAAAUCAACCAAUGCUCUAGUGAGAAUCUACCGUAAUUCUGUUUGAUUUGGACCAUUUGAUUGGUAGGACACUAACCGAUAACAGAUUGGUGAAUUUUUGAACAAUCAUUUUAAGGCAUUUUAAGGGUAACAGAAUUAUGAUAUGAUAUUAUGUCAUGCAUGUGGACCGUCUCCAGCAAAGUGAUUUUCUCGCUCAGUAAUAGUCAGUUGUAAGCUAUCAGAGGCAAAGGGUUAGAAGACACCAGGCGGGCAGUUUGGACCCUCCUUUUUAUCCUUUUUAUUUAUUGACAGUCAUGAACUUUAACGCACUGCAUUGCGAUUAAUUUACAGAUAUGUAUUUAUAUACAUGUGGAAAUUUUUUAUUUUUUACAUCAGAGCUCCAAACAAAAUUUAACUGUAUUACCGAAUGAUGAUGUAAAUGAAUGAUUACCAAUACGAAUGAAUGCUACCAAUUAAGUAAUCCUUAAUGCAAUGGAGAGAUAAUGAUCUUAAUCUGAAGGUGCAUUUCUUAUCAAAUAUUAGUUAAUA